AUGUUUAACGAUUCUAUCAAAAUUUUAUUCUUUUCAUUUUUUAUCUAUACUUGCAAAAAAUAUGGUAGCAAUGAAGAUAGUGUAGGAAAGGCAUUGAAUUCAAAAAAUAUAAGAAUAUUGUGCGAACCUGGUAGAGACUUUAGUGGAUCACAUUACAGUAAUGGUCCGCAUGAUCAGAACUUAUAUGGAUCUACUGAUAGUAUUAACGAAAAGAGAGAUAAUAAUAGAGAUGGUACUAAACCUCCCCCACCAUCACCUCAAGGUUCAUGGUCAACUUUUAAUGAUGAAGGCUUAGCGAACGAAAGAUUACAAAGAAAUCCUUGGAUCUAUGAUUAUUACCAGAAUAAUGUUAGGUAUGUAGCACCAGAAAAUAAUAUAAAUCAUGAAUUAAUAGAAAAAUUAAAGAAGAACGCAAUAUAUAUCUUACCAGUUUUGUUAGUUUCGUAUUACCUUUUUAGAAAUUCUGGAACACAAACAUUUUUAUUGAUAGCAGCCAUUGCUGGUGUAUUAAUGUAUACCCGACAUUAUAUCAAUUAA
Messenger RNA from Plasmodium malariae, 537 nucleotides. RefSeq lists its product as uncharacterized. Bases 1 to 537 code for a protein of 178 amino acids. The transcript has 2 exons. The record is from RefSeq and is a predicted model, not a curated record. Lineage: Eukaryota; Apicomplexa; Aconoidasida; Haemosporida; Plasmodiidae.